Gopherus flavomarginatus (Mexican gopher tortoise) is the source of this 3979-nucleotide messenger RNA. It is a transcript of the gene NEMF, whose product is annotated as nuclear export mediator factor. The record is from RefSeq and is a predicted model, not a curated record. Gene Ontology annotation, biological process: rescue of stalled cytosolic ribosome; ribosome-associated ubiquitin-dependent protein catabolic process. Gene Ontology annotation, molecular function: tRNA binding; ribosomal large subunit binding. Gene Ontology annotation, cellular component: RQC complex. The transcript is spliced from 33 exons. The coding region runs from base 183 to 3440 and encodes 1085 amino acids. NCBI's taxonomy places the organism in Eukaryota, Metazoa, Chordata, Testudines, Testudinidae.
CCCUCCCCCCCCGACCCGCUGGACUCUCAGCACAGGACAGUGCCCGCCUUAAACGCGCCGCAUAAGUUUGUCUGCCGGGGCUUGCCAUAGGGACGCGCACUGCGCAUGUGCCUCCGUUGGUGUCGGAGCGUGUGAGGAGUCGGCGGGUGGGGGUCGCUGUGUGUGAGGGGCGCGGCGCCGCCAUGAAGUCCCGCUUCAACACCAUCGACAUCCGCGCGGUGCUGGCCGAGCUCCGGGACAGCUUAUUGGGAAUGAGAGUAAACAAUGUCUAUGAUGUGGAUAAUAAGACAUAUCUUAUUCGCCUUCAAAAGCCAGACUGUAAAGCUACACUUCUAAUUGAAUCUGGUAUACGGAUUCAUACAACAGAGUUUGAAUGGCCAAAGAAUAUGAUGCCAUCUGGGUUUGCAAUGAAGUGUCGUAAGCAUUUAAGGAGUAGAAGACUUGUCAGUGUAAGGCAGCUGGGAAUAGACAGAAUUGUAGACUUUCAAUUUGGAAGCGAUGAAGCAGCCUAUCAUCUCAUUGUUGAGCUUUACGACAGAGGAAACAUUGUUCUGACAGACUAUGAAUACUUAAUUUUAAACAUCCUGAGGUUUCGCACAGAUGAGGCAGAUGAUGUCAAAUUUGCAGUUCGGGAACGUUACCCAGUUGAUAACGCUAAAGCACCUGCACCAUUACCUACCUUGGAAAGGUUGACUGAAACAAUAUCAAAUGCAUCUAACGGGGAACUGCUAAAGAGGGUCCUUAACCCACAUCUUCCUUAUGGAGCCACACUCAUUGAGCACUGCCUUAUAGAAGCUGGAUUGUCUGGUAAUGCCAAAGUAGAUCAACAGAUGGAAAGCAAAGAAAAUAUUGAAAGAGUACUUGCUGCUUUACAGAAGGCAGAAGAAUAUAUGAAGAUAACUAACAACUUUAGUGGGAAGGGUUAUAUCAUCCAGAAACGUGAGAAAAAGCCAAGCCUGGAGCCAGAUAAACCUGCAGAAGAAAUCCUCACAUAUGAGGAAUUUCAUCCUUUCUUGUUUUCUCAACAUUUAAAGUGUCCGAACAUGGAAUUCGAAUCAUUUGAUAAGGCAGUGGAUGAAUUUUACUCCAAGCUAGAAGGUCAGAAGAUCGAUUUAAAAGCUUUACAACAGGAAAAACAAGCACUGAAGAAGCUGGAAAAUGUUCGUAAAGAUCAUGAGCAUAGACUUGAAACUCUUCAUCAAGCUCAGGAAGUUGAUAAGGUAAAAGGAGAACUCGUAGAAAUGAACCUGGACGUAGUUGACCGAGCUAUCCAGGUGGUUCGCAGUGCAUUGGCCAACCAGAUAGACUGGACUGAAAUUGGAGCAAUUGUAAAAGAAGCUCAGGCUCAGGGAGACCCUGUUGCGAGUGCCAUCAAAGAAUUAAAGCUUCAGACAAAUCAUAUCACAAUGCUACUAAAAAACCCGUAUGUAUUAUCAGAGGAGGAGGAGGAGGAGGAAGAUGACGAAGCUGAUCAUUGGAAAGAAGUUGAAGAACCAAAGGGGAAGAAGAAAAAGCAUAAAAAUAAACAGCUGAAGAAACCUCAGAAAAACAAGCCAUUGUUGGUUGAUGUUGAUCUCAGUUUGUCUGCAUAUGCCAAUGCUAAAAAAUAUUAUGAUCAUAAGAGACAUGCUGCCAAAAAAACACAGAAGACGGUAGAAGCUGCAGAGAAGGCGUUCAAAUCAGCAGAAAAGAAGACAAAGCAAACAUUGAAAGAAGUUCAGACAGUUACCACCAUUCAGAAAGCAAGAAAAGUUUAUUGGUUUGAGAAGUUCCUGUGGUUUAUUAGCUCUGAAAAUUACCUCAUUAUUGCUGGAAGAGAUCAACAGCAGAAUGAAAUGAUUGUGAAGCGAUAUUUGAAAUCAGGAGAUAUAUAUGUGCACGCUGACCUACAUGGUGCAACUAGCUGUGUAAUCAAAAAUCCUACAGGUGAGCCGAUCCCUCCCCGUACCCUGACUGAGGCAGGCACCAUGGCAUUAUGUUACAGUGCUGCCUGGGAUGCUCGUAUCAUCACUAGUGCCUGGUGGGUUUAUCAUCAUCAGGUGUCUAAAACAGCACCAACUGGAGAAUAUCUGACUACAGGAAGCUUCAUGAUAAGAGGGAAAAAAAACUUUCUUCCACCUUCAUAUCUUAUGAUGGGGUUUAGCUUCUUAUUUAAGGUGGAAGAAUCUUGUGUUUGGAGACACAGAGACGAACGAAAGGUCAAAGUGCAGGAUGAGGAUAUGGAGUCUGUGACCAGUAGUACCAAUGAACUGGUGUCAGAAGAAGUGGAGCUACUAGAAGAAGCACCAGAAGGAGAUGAUAGCAGCACUGAUGAUGAGAAGGCACUGUCUCAAGAAAUGCCUGAUGGUAUUGAAGUCAGGGCUGACAGUAACCUCGAAGAGGAUGUUGCUCACACAGACAAGGAUGGAAUAAACAAGCCACCAGCACAAGAGGAAACCUCUGAAGAUGAUGAUGUAGAAUCUGAAGAAGAGGCUGAAGGUCAGGAGCUCGUGAAUGAAGUGAAGGAGGAGGAGAUAAAUUAUCCAGACACUGCAAUCGACCUGUCACAUCUUCAGCCACAAAGUCUUCACAGAUCCCACCAGAAAAUGGUCACAAAAGAGGAAGCAUCUAACCUGAGUGACAGUAAGUCACAUGGGCGAAGACACUUGUCAGCCAAGGAGAGAAGGGAAAUGAAGAAAAAGAAGCAGCAACAUGACAUAGAGGAUUUAGAACCACCUGAAGGAAAGGACAGAGAGAGCAGCAUGCAGCUCCCGUCUUCUCCUGUUUCAAACAAGAGCAUGUCAGCCCCUCAGCCCAUGAAACGAGGACAGAAGAGUAAGAUGAAAAAAAUGAAAGAGAAGUACAAGGACCAGGAUGAAGAAGAUCGAGAGCUCAUAAUGAAGCUGUUGGGUUCUGCAGGGUCAAGCAAAGAAGAAAAAGUGAAGAAAGGUAAAAAAGGAAAAAUAAAAGAAGAAUCAGUAAAGAAACAAGCCCAGAAACCAAAGAGUGGCCAUCAGGUUGAUGCAGGUCAUAAAGAAACCCGCCCCCCGGUAGAAGUAUUAACACAUGAGUUACAGGACAUGGCCCUGGAAGAUCAGCAGGAGGAGAAGGAGGAACAGGAUCAAGAUCAACAGGAAAAUGAGGAAGGAGAGAAACUGCUAAAUUCUUUGACAGGCCAGCCUCACUUGGAGGAUAUCCUCCUCUUUGCUAUACCAAUAUGUGCACCUUACACUACCAUGACAAACUAUAAAUAUAAAGUGAAGCUCACUCCAGGCACCCAGAAGAAAGGGAAAGCUGCCAAGACUGCUUUGCAUAAUUUCAUGCAUUACAAAGAAGCUACAGCAAGAGAAAAAGAUUUAUUUCGCAGUGUUAAGAUUCAAGAAUGCUUUAGAACUGGGUAUUUUCUGUACAUGAAGGUACAUACACACUGUAAUCAAGUCACCUCUCAAUCGUCUUUUUGAUAAACUACAGAUUGAGCUUAGAGUCUCGCUGUAAGGCACUUGCUCCAGACCACAAAUCAUUUCUGUGGCUCUAUGUAUUAUCUCCAAUUUUUCAACAUCCAAACUGUACACAGUAGUCUAGUGUCUCACCAUGCCCUGUACAGAGGUAAAAUCACCUUCCUGCUCAUACUUGCUAUCCUUGUUUGUAUAGCUAAGGAUUGCAUUGCCCUUUUGGCAGUCACACUAUGGCUCAUGCUCCGUUGCUUGUCUGUGAUCCCUAAAUCCUCUUCUGAGUGACGGCUUUCUAAGCGAGGUCUCCUAGUCUGUCUGCGGGGCCUGCAGGAUUUGUUCCGAGGUGCGUGACCUCACAUUUUGCUGUAUUAAAACACAUGUGCCAGGCAAUCCAGAUCACACUAACUGCCCUGUCCUCAUUUACUAUUCUGAAAAUUUUAUCAUCGGUUAUCUUAUUUUCUUCUAGAUCCCUGAUAAAAAUGUUGAAUAAUCUGGCCUGCUGCUAGUUGUGGUGGACUCUUGUUAGGAUUGCACCUCUGUGAUGAUUC